Sarcophilus harrisii (Tasmanian devil) is the source of this 5464-nucleotide messenger RNA. It is a transcript of the gene TUB, whose product is annotated as TUB bipartite transcription factor. The record is from RefSeq and is a predicted model, not a curated record. The transcript has 12 exons. Gene Ontology annotation, cellular component: cilium. Gene Ontology annotation, biological process: protein localization to cilium. The coding region runs from base 90 to 1676 and encodes 528 amino acids. NCBI's taxonomy places the organism in Eukaryota, Metazoa, Chordata, Mammalia, Dasyuromorphia, Dasyuridae.
AGGAGGGAGGGGGGCGCCUUUAUCCCGCGCCGCGCGCAGUCCAGCCCAGCCGACCUGCAGCCCCGGGGAGCGCGGGGACGAAGGGGCGCAUGGCAGGAGCCGGCGCGCCGCCGGGGAUGGAGGACGGCGGCUGCGUCGGGCUCGGAGUCGGCCGGAGCAGCCAUCGGACGCUGUCCUACAGCCGCUGGAGUUAUGACAGUGUUUUGGAUGAUGAAGGAAGCACCCUAAGGCAGCAGAAACUGGAGAGACAGAGGGCUCUGCUGGAGCAGAAACAAAAGAAGAAGCGCCAGGAGCCCCUGAUGGUGCAGUCCAACCCCGACAGCCGCGCGAGGACGCGCCGUACCAGGCAGUCGGAGGAGCAGGCCCCACUGGUGGAGUCCUACCUGAACAGCAACAGUAGCACCAGCUACAACGUACAGGAGGCUGAACAAGAUGACGGGAAAUUGGGCGAGGACCCCUUGAUGCCCAGAUCCGCCAAGAGGAGCCCCGCAGCAGGGGCGACGGCAGCAGGCGGACAGGGUGGUAUCUCUAAAAAGGAGAAGAAGGGGAAACCCAAAGGGAAUGAUGGGUUUUUCUCAGAUGAUGAGCCAGACCCGAACGUGCAGAUCCUGACAGUGGGUCGGUCCGGCUCCAGUAGGAGCCUGGCAGAGGCGGCAGCUGCCGGAGGGCAGCACUCAUCCAAGCAGGAUCUCCGUGCCACAAUGCAAACAAAGGGGAUCUCCAGCAGCAUGAACUUUGAUGAAGAAGAGGAGGAAGAGGAGGAGGACGAAGAAGAGGAGGAUAGCUCCAGCUCUUCUCAGUUAAACACCAAUGCCCGGCCAGGCUCCGCCACCAGCAAGAAGUCAAAUAAGGAGACCGCCUCGGCCCCCAGCCCCUCGGCCCAGGCUCCGCUCAUCGAAGUGGAGGAUCUGGAGGAGUUUGCGCUCCGGCCGGCCCCCCAGGGCAUCACCAUCAAGUGCCGCAUCACGCGGGACAAGAAGGGGAUGGACCGAGGGAUGUACCCCACCUACUACCUGCACAUGGAACGGGAGGACGGGAAAAAGGUAUUUCUUCUGGCUGGAAGGAAGAGGAAGAAGAGCAAAACAUCUAAUUACCUCAUCUCUGUAGAUCCGACGGACUUGUCCCGAGGAGGAGAAAGCUUUGUGGGGAAACUCCGGUCAAACCUCAUGGGAACCAAGUUCACCGUGUAUAACAAUGGAGUCAACCCCAUGAAAACAUCAUCCAAUGUGGAAGGUGCAAAUUUAAGGCAGGAGCUGGCUGCCAUUUGCUAUGAGACGAACGUCCUGGGAUUUAAGGGCCCUCGGAAAAUGAGCGUGAUCAUCCCUGGCAUGAGCAUGGUGCACGAGAGGGUCUCCAUCCGGCCUCGAAACGAGCAGGAGACGCUGCUGGCUCGAUGGCUAAGCAAGAACACGGACACCAUCAUCGAGCUUCACAACAAGACACCCGUGUGGAACGACGAUACCCAGUCCUACGUGCUCAACUUUCAUGGUCGGGUCACGCAGGCCUCGGUCAAGAAUUUCCAGAUCAUCCACGCAAAUGACCCUGACUACAUCGUGAUGCAGUUUGGCCGGGUGGCAGAGGACGUGUUCACCAUGGAUUACAACUACCCGAUGUGCGUCCUGCAGGCGUUUGCCAUCGCUCUCUCCAGCUUCGACAGCAAGCUGGCCUGUGAGUAAGCGGGCGGGCGCUGCCCCCACCCCCCGCCCCGCAGGAAGCCCCCCAGCCAGUCUCUGGCCCCUGGACUCGCCACGUGGGCCCCACUGCCUCACACUGGACCCUCUCCAGCCACGACGGGAGAAAUGGCGUGUUUCUCUCCAGCACUCCCAUCCGUCAUCCUUUGUCUUUCCUGAAGAAAGCGAGACGCCCUCGCUGGGAACAUAGACAUCUCACUCCAUGCUCCCUUUCUGCCCGGCCCCUUCCCCAGCCACUCUUCCUCAGCCUCCCUCCCGCCCGCCCCUCAGCCAGCUCCAUCUCAUUCCCCCUCCUCCCCUCCUGUUUCCCCCCAUCUCUCUCUCCCUCCUCCACCUCAUCCUUUCUCAGGGCUUCACUGUACCUGGGUCUGGGCCUGGUUGGGGUGCUGUGAGCUAGAGAGAGCCCCCUCCUCCCUGACCCAGGGAAACCUCCAUGUGCCCCUUUCCCCAUCAGCCCUGGCUCACAAAUACAGACCAUACUCAGAGCGAGGGGGCUCGGAGCCCCCUCCGUGGCUGUGUCAAACCGAUGUCAGUCCAUCUUUGUCCGGGCCCUGGAGGCGUAAAGGCCGGAGGAGCCCAGGCCGUUCCUCUGCGGCCGCCCAGCUGAGGCCGCUGCCCAAGGAGCUUCGUGGUCCCCCUCAGGACUUGGGAUUCCCGUGGAACCACGUUGCUAUAAAGCCCCCUGGUGCCCUCAGGAGGGCGUGAGUGAGUGAGUGUGAGACUGCGCCCAGGGUCUGUGAGCUGUGACUGGUCUGUGGACGGCGCUCGCCCUUCUGAGGGGCUGUUGGGGACCGUGUCUGGGGGCCGCGGCUGCGUGUGAGUGUGCCACGUGGGUGACUUCUGGCUGCAGAUUCCACGGCGUGCUCCCUAGAGCAGGGGGACCGUAGGGGGGAUGGGCAGCGGGUUAUUUCUUCCUUGCAUUCAGUGCCCACUUCUGCCCAUGGGCACAGUGACCAACUGGCCCAAAGCCAGGCCCAGGCAGGGCCCCGGCGGAGACCAGAGUGCGGGGCUGAGACUCCCUCGUCUCAGGAAUGCCAGAGCCUGGCAUGGGGUCCUCGGGACGAUCGGGCUCAGCUGGGGCCCUCUGGCCACUGGCGGGCCAGCUUUCCCCUGUAGUAUUCAGUGCAGAGUUCUGAAUUUGGGGUCAGGAGCAGAGUUCGAAUCCUGGCUUUCUCUUUAUGACCUAUAUGACCUUAAAAAUCACUUAACUCCUCCGUACCUCAGAUGAGGGGACAGGAUUGGACUGGACGGCCUUUCCCAGCCUGUGCUCCUCGUGUAACCCCAGCUGAAUUACAGGAGCGGGGCAUGGAGUCUGGACUCUGACUCUGAUCCAAGUCCAGCUUAGCUCAUUAUACCCUUAGUAUGGCCAGGGAGCUGGUGAAUAAUAAUAGUAAUAACAAUAACAGUAGUGGCUCACAUGUCUGUAGUGCUUUAAAGUUUAUAAAGCCUGAGAAGGUAGAGAGCGAAGUGCAUUUCACAAAGGAAAGUCCUGAGUGGGGCCAUUUGGUCCCAAGGGGACGAGGCAGCGUGGUCCAGCAGAAGGAACUGCUGGUGUGAGGUCAGGAGCAGGGGUCCUGUCCCCGGCUCAGUGGGACUGUUAGCUGCUUCUGUUUUCAAGAUCGGUUUCCUCGUCCAGUGGAGGGAGUUGGGCUCCAGGAUGGCUCCGGGGUCCUUCUCAUCCUGUGAUUGAACCCAGGACCCCCAGAUUGCCGACUUCCUGGAGAUGUGGCCCCUUGGGGGUGGGGAACGAGGCAGGACGCUGGUGGUCUGGAACUCAGAAGCACAAAGCAACAAACCUCAUUUUCCACCCCAGCGGAGUGAGCUGUGAGGCAGGGAGAAAUGUUCAGGAACAGGAAAGGGACAGAGCCUGGGAUUAAACACCAUGAGGAACCACCUCAUAGCGACAGGGCCUUCCUGAUGGCCAGGGCAGGGAGACGCGGCCUUGGAAACCUGAGGGCCGAAGGUGUUUCAGGUCAAGGCCUUGGUUAGGACAGGCGAGCUUUGCAGCUCAUGGGGCACGUCCCACCCUCAGCUGGUUCCUUCUGUGCUCCUGGUUUUACCUGUUCCCACUUUGUAGGCCCUGCCAGACAAACUAGCUUCCCUUUCCUUCUGAAUGUCUGUGGUGUGCAAGGAGGGAAACUGUGCAUGAGCACGAGUACGUUUGCAGGCAGCCCAGCCACCCUUUGAAUCCGAGCCAGACUUCAGGGUUUCCUGAAGGGCAGAAACUGCUGGGUCAAGGUCAGCGUGCUUGGACAAUAGUCUGUAUGGGCUGGGGAGCAGUGUCUCCCAAGAAGUCUGUCCCCUCACUUCCUGACCUUCUUGGGGCAGAGGGCGCCCCUGGAUUAGGAGAGCAGGUAAUUCCUCAGGGGCUCCGGGCAAGAAGAGGUGUUUGGAAGAAAUAGUUUUCUAGAUUUUUUCUUUCCUUUUUUGCAUUACUAAACUUAAAAAAAUCAAUUAGUUUGCAUGUGUGUUCUUGGGCAAAUUGGGACACAUUCUGGGGAAAGUGCCUUAACAAUUCACAGUAGAGAAGGAAGCAUGUGGGAGGGAUCCCCUUUGUCAGUGGGAGUACCCCAGGGGAGGAUGCUGUCCGCAACGAGAAGCCACCAGAUGGCGAUGUAGAGGACUGAGGGUUCCAGAGGUAACAAGUGGGAAGAAAGGGCAGAGACCCACUAGGUUCUUCUCCCUCAGCAAAAAUGAGAAAAUGAAAGAUUUCUUCUCCACAAGUUAUUAAGACACGGGUGAGUUGCUAGGAUUGUAAGGUAGAUGUGGGAGCAUCCCUGAAAGGUGGCCCUCCCAGUGAGCCUCCGUGUGUUCUCCAGGGUGCUGAAGCCACCCUGGCACAAGCAGCUUCCAUCACUGGUGUCCUCCCUCCUCCCCCUCACCAGUCCUCCUCGAAGACCCCCGAGUGCGGGCCAGGGCCGGGCAUCUUGGAGGACACUCAUUAGGGGCCACCUCUCCCUGAUGUAUUCCCAGGUGGCAAUUGAUGCUCCUCUUCCAAAGACGUGGCCUAAUGCAGCCGAUUCCCACUGGUACCCAGAAUUGUAAGUGAGCCCCUGGCUACCGCCUGAGGAGAGUGACCAGAAGACUUCUCCCUGCUUCUCCCUGCUUCGGCUCAGUCCGCCUCUGCAGCCUAGGCUGGGCUGGCUCUCUCCCUUGAAUCCCUGGGAGUGAGUCCCGGCUGGCCGACCUGAGGCGGUGGUCAGUGCUCCCUCCGGCAGGGAGCGGACGCUGCUUCCCAGUCAGGAGCAGACUCCACGCCCCAGGCGGGGGGCCCGGCCUUCCCCCCUUUAAGGGGCCGUGGGGACUCUUUGCUUAAUCGGCUCCAAGCUCGGCUUGACAUUUCUAUGUGCUUUUGCUUUCAGAAAGGAGAGAUUGGGGGAGCAUUCUGUUUUUUAUGAGCAUUCCAACUGAGUUUUUAUUACAAGACCAAAUCAGAGCAAACCAAAUCGCCCCCACCCUUGGCGCCCAUUCCAUCGUCCAGCUCAUCACAGUGCCUUUUUGUUUCUUUUCUAUGAAGGAUCCCCUUGCCCCCUCUCUCUUCGGAUCUCUCUUCUCCCUAAGGCUUGCUAGAAUCUGAGCUGGGAUAGGCCUCAGGGGGUCCCUGUAACGUAGCCAACUCCCAGUGGGUCAGAGAGUGGCCCAGCCGGAAGGCCCGGCAUCGCCUCAGCGUGGAGAGCCCCGACGUAGCCAGUCAUCUCCCAUAAUGCCUAGGAUGUGUUAUGUCUAUUUGCACAAGAGUGUCUUUUCCUAUUUUCGAGUGGUCAGACAUUUUA